AUGAAGUGCGUGUCUCGAAGUUUGAGAGCUUGGACCUUGGCUCUGAGAGCCGCUGCAGCAGACUCACAUCGACUGGAUCCGUCCAUAACCCUUACAUACUGCGUCCUGAAGAAUGUAGGGGCGCUGUAG
This is a messenger RNA of Alternaria arborescens, 129 nucleotides long. RefSeq lists its product as hypothetical. The transcript has a single exon. The record is from RefSeq and is a predicted model, not a curated record. Bases 1 to 129 code for a protein of 42 amino acids. NCBI's taxonomy places the organism in Eukaryota, Fungi, Ascomycota, Dothideomycetes, Pleosporales, Pleosporaceae.